This is a messenger RNA of Pararge aegeria (speckled wood butterfly), 648 nucleotides long. RefSeq lists its product as uncharacterized. The record is from RefSeq and is a predicted model, not a curated record. The transcript has 3 exons. Bases 1 to 648 code for a protein of 215 amino acids. NCBI's taxonomy places the organism in Eukaryota, Metazoa, Arthropoda, Insecta, Lepidoptera, Nymphalidae.
AUGACAAGGUUAAAGCAAGCACACAAGAGGAGGCUAUUUUUUGACAAUCCUUGUUCAGGAAUAACUGAAGUAGGCUACCGAAAGCUGGGUGUUCGACAAGCUACUUGGAAAUAUGCGACAUGCAAACAUGUUCAAGGUGCGAAAAAACAGCCGGGUUCUCCAGUUCCUUCCCCGACAUACCUGUCAAUGGAUACUGUUAUGGCAGAGCUCACCAAGUUGUCACUUCAGUUGCAGCCCCUUCCAGAACUUUUCAAGGAUAUUCAUUGCAUUAAAUCGGAUAUGGCUGCACUUUCGACUUCCACUCAGGAAUUGAUCAGUAGAAUCGAUAGACUUGAAAAAAGGAUUGAUAAUAUUGAGUCUAUUGUGUCUUUUAUUAAUAGAUAUCUUAAAGAAGAUUUCGUAGCUGCUGGAAAGGCAUUGAAGACACUCACAACAUCUGAUAUCGGCAUCCCAGGCAAUACUAGAAUCUUCAUUAAUGACCAUCUGACGGUCGAAAAUAAACAGCUGUUAUCUAAAACGAAACUCCUUGCUAAGGAGAAAAAUUACCGUUUUGUUUGGGUGAGGCACUCCAAACUAUUUGUAAGAAAAAACGAAACGUCCCCCGUCUUAAGUAUCAAAGCGGAGAAAGAUUUGACGGAAGUAAAAUAA